AUGAAGAAGAGAUCACGGGGAUCUGUGGGCACGGCCAAUUUGUUCGCCUUGGGAAGGGCGACGGAUGCGGGCGCACGGGUAGUGCUCGAGGGGCGAAAGGCGCAAAUAGAGUCGGACGGCGUGGUCCGAAUGGAGGCAGUCAAGCGUGGUGGACUGUGGGAGAUUGAGACCGUGGGGAAGCAGCCAGCAUUUCUUGCGAGGGAACCGGUCAGGAAGAACCGGGUGACCGCCACGGCAAAGAGACCGGUAAGAGCGGAAGACGUGGUGAAAAAGACGGUGAAGGUCAUGGAAGUCGACCUAGAAGACUUGGACGACGAGAUAAUAACCGGGGCAUCGGUUAUCCUGCGUGGUCGGGGGAUGAGGCCGCGUCCCCGCUGGUGGUCGGGCGAUUGGGGCAGGGGCCGGGGACGUGCUUCCGGCAAGGCUUGUGUGCUCGCGCGAACUGGCAGCCGGUUCCCUUGGCGGAGGCGCCUGUGUUCCACCAGAUGA
Molecule: messenger RNA, 489 nt
Organism: Klebsormidium nitens
Lineage: Eukaryota; Viridiplantae; Streptophyta; Klebsormidiophyceae; Klebsormidiales; Klebsormidiaceae
Source: the annotation of a GenBank genome assembly